Messenger RNA from Rattus rattus (black rat), 5431 nucleotides. RefSeq names its product PR/SET domain 2 (gene Prdm2). Gene Ontology annotation, cellular component: nucleus. Bases 157 to 5274 code for a protein of 1705 amino acids. Gene Ontology annotation, biological process: regulation of transcription by RNA polymerase II. The record is from RefSeq and is a predicted model, not a curated record. Lineage: Eukaryota; Metazoa; Chordata; Mammalia; Rodentia; Muridae. Gene Ontology annotation, molecular function: histone methyltransferase activity; DNA-binding transcription factor activity, RNA polymerase II-specific; protein binding. The transcript has 10 exons.
GCCAAGAUGGCGGCGGCGCGGCCGCGGGCGCCAGGGCGACGGCGGCGGCUGAGGCUCUGGGCUCGCUGAAGCGUUGGCACGUCGCGCUCUGGGCUCAUGUAAUCAAAGAAGUUUCUUUGUUGUGUGUAUCUUCACAGAACACAACAGGAAUUGAAAAUGCAUCAGAACACUGAGUCUGUGGCAGCCACUGAGACUCUGGCUGAGGUGCCUGAACAUGUGCUUCGAGGACUUCCAGAGGAAGUAAGACUUUUCCCAUCUGCGGUCGACAAGACUCGGAUUGGUGUCUGGGCUACUAAACCAAUUUUAAAAGGGAAAAAGUUUGGGCCAUUUGUUGGUGAUAAGAAGAAGAGAUCCCAGGUUAGGAAUAAUGUGUACAUGUGGGAGGUCUACUACCCAAAUUUGGGGUGGAUGUGCAUUGAUGCCACCGAUCCGGAGAAGGGCAACUGGCUACGCUAUGUGAACUGGGCUUGCUCAGGAGAAGAGCAGAAUUUAUUUCCACUGGAAAUCAACAGAGCCAUUUACUAUAAAACCUUAAAGCCAAUCGCGCCUGGCGAGGAGCUCCUGGUCUGGUACAAUGGGGAAGACAACCCUGAGAUAGCAGCUGCGAUUGAGGAAGAGCGAGCCAGCGCCCGGAGCAAGCGGAGCUCCCCGAAGAGCCGCAGAGGGAAGAAGAAAUCACACGAGAACAAAAAUAAAGGCAUCAGAACCCACCCCACACAGCUGAAGGCAAGUGAGCUGGACUCCACCUUUGCAAACAUGAGAGGCUCUGCAGAAGGUCCAAAAGAAGAGGAUGAGAGGCCUGUGGCUUCGGCACCUGAGCAGCCAGCCCCUCUGCCGGAGGUGGGCAGCCAAGACGCAGUUCCACAGGUGGCCAUCCCUCUCCCUGCCUGCGAGCCACGGCCAGAGGCAGAUGGGAAACAAGAAGUCACAGACUUCGAGGUCAAUGAUGUGGAGGAGGAAGAGGAGGAGGAAGAGGAGCUGGAGGAGGAGGAGGAGGAGGAGUUGGGAGAAGAUGGGGUAGAAGAAGCAGACAUGCCGAAUGAAAGCUCUGCGAAAGAGCCAGAGAUCCGGUGUGAAGAAAAGCCAGAAGAUUUAUUAGAAGAGCCACAGAGCAUGUCGAAUGAAACUCGUGAAGACUCUCCAGACGUGACCCCCCCUCCCCACACUCCCAGAGCUAGAGAGGAGGCCAACGGUGAUGUACUUGAGACAUUUAUGUUUCCGUGUCAGCACUGUGAAAGAAAAUUUGCAACGAAGCAGGGGCUAGAGCGUCACAUGCACAUCCACAUUUCUACCAUCAAUCAUGCUUUCAAGUGCAAGUACUGUGGGAAACGGUUUGGCACACAGAUUAACAGGAGGCGGCAUGAACGGCGCCACGAAACGGGGUUGAAGAGAAGACCCAGCAUGACUUUACAGUCCUCAGAGGAUCCAGAUGAUGGCAAGGGGGAAAAUGUUACUGCUAAAGAUGAGUCAAGUCCACCUCAACUUGGGCAAGACUGUUUGAUAUUGAACUCAGAGAAAACCUCACAGGAAGUACUGAAUUCAUCUUUUGUGGAAGAAAAUGGUGAAGUUAAAGAACUUCAUCCAUGCAAAUACUGCAAAAAGGUAUUUGGAACUCACACCAAUAUGAGACGACAUCAGCGUAGAGUUCAUGAGCGCCACCUGAUUCCCAAAGGUGUCAGGCGAAAAGGAGGACUCCUGGAAGAGCCCCAGCCACCAGCAGAGCAGGCUCCGCCCUCCCAGAGUGUCUAUGUCCCCAGCACAGAGCCAGAGGAGGAAGGGGAAACAGAUGACGUGUACAUCAUGGACAUUUCUAGCAACAUCUCUGAAAACCUAAACUACUAUAUUGACGGUAAGAUUCAGAGCAACAGCAGCACUAGUAACUGUGAUGUGAUUGAGAUGGAGUCUACUUCUGCACACUUGUACGGCAUAGACUGUCUGCUCGCUCCAGUGACCGUGGAGAUUACUCAGAACAUAAAGGGCACUCAGGUCUCGGUGACAGAUGAUCUUCUCAAAGACUCUCCCAGCAGCACAAAUUGUGAGUCUAAGAAACGGAGGACUGCCAGUCCACCUGUGCUCCCCAAAAUUAAAACGGAGACGGAGUCUGAUUCCACGGCACCCUCAUGUUCCCUAAGUUUGCCCCUGAGCAUAUCCACAGCCGAGGUGGUGUCCUUCCAUAAGGAGAAGGGCGUCUAUUUGUCGUCCAAGCUCAAGCAGCUUCUUCAGACCCAGGACAAGCUGACCCCUCCUGCAGGGUUUUCAGCAGCUGAGAUUCCCAAGUUAGGUCCCGUAUGCGCGUCUGCUCCUGCAUCCAUGUUGCCCGUGACCUCUAGUAGGUUUAAGAGACGCACCAGCUCUCCACCGAGCUCUCCACAGCACAGCCCUGCCCUUCGAGACUUCGGGAAACCAAAUGAUGGGAAGGCAGCAUGGACAGACACAGUCCUGACUUCCAAGAAACCCAAGUUAGAAAGUCGUAGUGACUCACCAGCAUGGAGUUUGUCUGGGAGAGAUGAAAGAGAAACCGGAAGCCCUCCUUGCUUUGACGAAUACAAAAUAUCAAAAGAAUGGGCAGCCAGUUCUACUUUCAGCAGUGUGUGCAACCAACAGCCAUUGGAUUUAUCCAGCGGGGUCAAACAGAAGUCGGAGGGCACAGGCAAGACUCCAGUCCCAUGGGAAUCUGUAUUGGAUCUCAGUGUGCAUAAAAAGCCUUGCGAUUCUGAAGGCAAGGAAUUCAAAGAGAACCAUUUGGCACAGCCAGCUGCAAAGAAGAAAAAACCAACCACCCGUAUGCUUCAAAAGGUUCUUCUCAAUGAGUAUAAUGGUGUUAGCUUACCUACAGAAACCACACCAGAGGUGACCAGGAGCCCAAGUCCUUGUAAAUCCCCAGAUACACAGCCAGAUCCUGAACUUGGUCCUGACUCGAGUUGCUCAGUCCCCACUGCUGAGUCUCCACCUGAAGUUGUUGGCCCUUCCUCACCCCCUCUCCAGACAGCCUCCUUAUCCUCAGGUCAGCUGCCUCCUCUCUUAACCCCCACAGAGCCUUCUUCCCCUCCCCCCCGCCCUCCUGUGUUAACUGUUGCCACUCCACCACCUCCCCUCCUUCCGACCGUCCCUCUCUCCCACCCCUCUUCUGAUGCCUCCCCUCAGCAGUGUCCCUCUCCGUUCUCAAACACCACUGCUCAGUCUCCUCUUCCCAUUCUCUCCCCAACAGUGUCCCCCUCUCCCUCUCCCAUUCCUCCUGUAGAGCCACUUAUGUCUGCUGCUUCCCCUGGUCCCCCAACACUUUCUUCCUCCUCCUCCUCUUCCUCUUCCUUCUCUUCCUCUUCCUGCUCCUCCACCUCCCCCUCCCCACCCCCUCUCUCAGCAGUGUCAUCUGUGGUUUCCUCUGGGGACAACCUGGAGGCGUCUCUGCCUGCAAUAACUUUCAAACAGGAGGAGUCAGAGAAUGAAGGUCUGAAACCCAAGGAAGAGGCCCCACCUGCAGGGGGACAGAGUGUGGUCCAAGAAACAUUCAGCAAAAACUUCGUCUGCAAUGUCUGUGAAUCGCCUUUCCUUUCCAUUAAAGACCUAACCAAACAUUUAUCCGUCCAUGCUGAAGAGUGGCCCUUCAAAUGUGAGUUUUGUGUGCAGCUGUUUAAGGUGAAGACUGAUCUAUCAGAGCAUCGAUUUCUGCUUCACGGGGUCGGAAACAUCUUUGUGUGUUCUGUAUGUAAGAAAGAGUUUGCCUUCCUAUGCAACCUGCAGCAGCACCAGCGUGAUCUCCACCCAGAUGAGGUGUGCACGCACCACGAGUUUGAAAGUGGGACCCUGAGGCCCCAGAACUUCACAGACCCCAGCAAGGCCAAUGUGGAGCAUAUGCCAAGUUUGCCAGAAGAGCCUUUAGAAACUUCUAGAGAGGAGGAGUUAAAUGAUUCCUCUGAAGAGCUUUACACGACCAUCAAAAUAAUGGCUUCUGGAAUAAAGACAAAAGAUCCAGAUGUUCGACUUGGUCUCAACCAGCACUACCCGAGCUUUAAACCUCCUCCAUUUCAGUACCACCAUCGAAACCCUAUGGGGAUUGGGGUGACAGCCACCAACUUCACCACCCACAAUAUUCCACAGACUUUCACUACUGCCAUCCGCUGCACAAAGUGUGGGAAGGGCGUCGACAAUAUGCCUGAGCUGCAUAAGCAUAUCUUGGCGUGUGCGUCUGCGAGUGACAAGAAGAGGUACACCCCUAAGAAAAACCCAGUGCCCCUGAAACAAACUGUGCAGCCCAAAAAUGGAGUGGUGGUUCUAGACAACUCUGGGAAAAAUGCCUUCAGACGGAUGGGGCAGCCCAAGAGACUGAGCUUCAAUGUUGAACUGGGUAAAAUGUCUCCAAACAAGCUCAAGCUCAGUGCGCUGAAGAAGAAAAACCAGCUGGUGCAGAAGGCCAUCCUUCAGAAGAACAGAGCCGCAAAGCAGAAGGCCGACCUGAGGGACACUUCCGAGGCGUCCUCACACAUCUGCCCGUACUGUGACAGGGAGUUCACAUACAUUGGCAGCCUGAAUAAGCAUGCCGCCUUCAGCUGUCCUAAAAAACCUCUUUCUCCUUCCAAAAGAAAAGUUUCCCAUUCGUCUAAGAAAGGUGGCCAUGCAUCAUCUUCUAGCAGUGACCGAAGCAGCAGCAGCAACCCCCGGAGGCGGACUGCAGAUACCGAGAUCAAGAUGCAGAGCACGCAGGCGCCCUUGGGCAAGACCAGAGCUCGGAGUACAGGCCCCGCCCAGGCCUCACUGCCCGCCUCGUCCUUCAGAUCCAGACAGAAUGUCAAAUUUGCAGCUUCAGUGAAAUCCAAAAAAGCAAGCUCUUCAUCCUUGAGGAAUUCCAGUCCCAUAAGAAUGGCCAAAAUUACUCACGUCGAGGGCAAAAAAUCCAAAGCUGUUGCCAAGAGUCAUUCUGCUCAGCUCUCAAGCAAAUCCUCCCGAAGCCUUCAUGUCAGAGUGCAGAAGAGCAAAGCUGUUAUACAGAGCAAGACUGCCCUGGCCAGUAAGAGGAGAACAGACCGAUUCAUAGUGAAAUCUAGAGAGCGCAGCGGGGGCCCAAUCACCCGAAGCCUUCAGCUGGCAGCUGCUGCGGACCUGAGUGAAAGCAGGAGAGAGGACAGCAGUGCCAGGCAUGAGCUGAAGGACUUCAGCUACAGUCUCCGCCUGGCGUCUCGAUGCGGCUCAUCAACAGCCUCUUACAUCACCCGACAAUGCAGAAAGGUCAAGGCCGCCGCAGCAACUCCGUUCCAGGGACCCUUCCUCAAAGAGUAGGCACUCUGUCUGCUCCUUAACAGCACCUGAAGUGACCUGGAAUCAGUGAAGCCAAAGGGACCAGCAGUCUGCCCUGCAGAGAGCACUGACCUCUCCCAGUUGUGAGAGUGAGAGAACGAGAGAGAGAGAGAGAGAGAGAGAGAGAGAGAGAGAGAGA